AUGGAAAAAGAAGAUUUUAGAUGGUUUGAAGGAGAUGGAGAAACAGAGGCAGAAGAAUUUGUCCCCGCUCCAAAUAGGGUUUCCUCUGUAAGUUAUGUGAUAGAUGCAAUAGGAGGGAUAUUCUAUUCUAUUUUUGUUCUCUCCUUGGUUGCAAGGGUUACUACAUAUGUCUUUGGCCUCAAACUGCUUGUGUUUUCUGUUGACCUCAAUGUUGUGUUCCUGAGCAUAACUGUCGUAUCUUUACUGUUCAUAGUUCUUGCAAUAGCACGGGAGACAAUGACUUUCAUGGCCUUGACUCUCGGAAUGGUUGAGAACUCGGAUGCCUGUGCAAAGCUGCAAAGGCUUGUGAUGGUUUCGGUCUGGUUUGGAUUGAGUGCAUACUGGAUUAAGUAUGUAGGAACGGCCUACGGACACAAUUUUUAUAUCAUAAAGAAAGUGUUUAUGUCCGGGAUGAUAACGUCUGCAGCAUACUCUAUUGUAACAAUUGCAAUGGCGUACUUCGAGAGUUUUUUCCUAAAGAAGACUCUCAAAAGGAAGUUAGAUGAUGUUCAAAAGACUGAAAGAAUAGUAUAUGCAAUGAAAAACUACAGGUAUGAUAUUUCCGAAUCAGGAGGAGGGCCGACCCCAGAGUGUACGUGCAGGGAUCUCUUUUGUUUUAGAACUGCAGCCACGGUUGGAAGUAGGGAAACAGGACGAAACGGCGGAGAAGAAGGAUUCCAUAUGUUUACCGGGGGGCUUCUGAUUAAUGCGCCUGAAAUCCGUGGAAUCAUGGAUGCCAAGACCCUUGCAAGGGAUGUUUUCUUCAAGGCUAGUGGAGGAAAGGAUGUUCUUUCAUAUGAAGACUUCAGUGCAAUAUUCCCAGGGGCACAGGAUGCCCAAAAUGCAUUCUCUUUCUUUGAUUCGAACCAUAGCAAGGUGAUUUCAAAGAAAGAGUUCCAUGACACAACUAUAUACUUCUACAUGGAAAGAGUGAAUCUCGAGAAGGCCAUAAUGAGAGCAGAAGAUUUCAUUGGAAUAAUUCUAGGUACUCUUAAUGUGAUUACGGGAGUAGUUCUCUGCUUUGUCUAUCUUAUGAUCUUUGGGGUUCCGCUUCAAGAGCUAUUUGCACUGAUACUUAGUGGAUCUCUUGCCUUUAGCUUUAUUGCAAGUGGAAUAGCCACUGAUAUGUAUCACAAUUUCAUGAUGCUUGCCAGCCAUCCGUUUGAUAUAGGCGAUGACGUUAUAAUUGAUGGAGCCGACUAUAGAAUCUAUGAGUUUGGACUUACAAGCACGUCCCUUAUUGGAGAGAACGGAGGGAAAGUUAAGCUUCUGAACAGCGAUCUCCGGAAAAAGAACCUUGUCAACAUGACAAGAGCACCUGAAAAGAUUAUUGUAUUCAACUUUGAUCUGAAUCCAGACAUAAGGCCUGAGGAGUUUAAAAGGUUCAAGAGCAUAAUACAUGAGUUUAUAAAACAAAAGCCGUUUGACUAUGACAACGAAUUUUCCCUCCAAGCUUCCACAGAAAACUUUGUAAGCAUUGAUGUUCUAAGCUGUACAAUGAUCCUGAAGUGCAAGAGCUAUAAGAAUAAGUCAAAAAAGUUUCUUCUCCGAGUUGAGAUGACUUCGUUUCUAAGGUCGCUAAUAGCAGAGAUGGGUAUUGGAGUGAAAUAA
Molecule: messenger RNA, 1650 nt
Organism: Encephalitozoon intestinalis ATCC 50506
Lineage: Eukaryota; Fungi; Microsporidia; Unikaryonidae
Exons: 1
Coding region: 1-1650 (549 amino acids)
Biological process (GO): monoatomic anion transport; transmembrane transport
Cellular component (GO): plasma membrane
Molecular function (GO): mechanosensitive monoatomic ion channel activity; calcium ion binding
Source: RefSeq, a predicted model, not a curated record